Molecule: messenger RNA, 6592 nt
Organism: Megalops cyprinoides (Indo-Pacific tarpon)
Lineage: Eukaryota; Metazoa; Chordata; Actinopteri; Elopiformes; Megalopidae
Gene: frem1b
Product: Fras1 related extracellular matrix 1b
Exons: 35
Coding region: 1-6525 (2174 amino acids)
Biological process (GO): cell communication
Cellular component (GO): membrane
Source: RefSeq, a predicted model, not a curated record
AUGGGGGAGCUAUCGGUCUUUUCAUGGGUGUUGCCCAUGUUGACUGCCCUGCUGACUGCUUCAUCUGCCUCCUGGGCUCAGAGUCUGGUGAAACUCAACACUGGGGUCCAGGUGAGCAGGGGACAGUCAGUGUAUGUGACAGACAAGGAGCUGCAGUUCAGCAUCCCGGAUGAGCAGGAUACUUGUAAGGUGGAGGUAGUGUUGACUGAGCCGGUAACUCAAAGAGUGGGGAAACUCACACCUCAGAUGUUCAAUUGCCAUUUCUUACCUGAUGAGGUGAAGUACAUCCAUAAUGGCAGUCCUAUGCUGGAGGAGGACACAGUCAUGCUGAGAGUCUACAGGUUUACAGAUUCUGAGACCUUCAUAGAGAACCUUCUUCUAAGAGUGAGGGUGGUGGAACCCCAAAACAGUCUUGUCCAGUUUGGGAGUGUGCCGCUGGUGGUGCCCGAAUUCUACGGCCUGUCCAAUGCCAUUGACAGCAGAGUUCUAACGUUCCAGAGCCGACCUGAAGUGAUCUGCACUGUUCGGCUUCUCACCUCUGAGACCAAGGUACCGGCAGCGGGGCAGCUGGUCACAGAGGACCCUUCUAAGACGCCUCCAACAAAAGAAGUGGAACAGCCAUCUGUACCAGCCUCGGGUCCAAGAAAAGGAAGGCAAACAGUCCCUUGUCCUGGGAACAAGGCCUGCGCCCAUGGCACUAAGGAAGUGCGUUUCCUGAAAGCAAACUGUGAAGAAUUCCUCACCUCGGCUCUGAAGUAUCAGCAUUUAAGCCCUCCUUCACCUGAAAUUGACUAUGUUCCAAUCAGGGUGGAGUUACGAGACCACAGCUCCCGAGCACUUCUGGAGAUGGAAAGCGUUUGGAUCCCAGUGUUGAUUCACGGUGCGAUGCAGAACCAGCCCCCCCACGCUGCCUUCAUGUCCAUGUUCAUCCUGGAGGUGGACCAGUUCAUCCUCACUCCCUUGACCACGGCUGCACUGGACGCGAAGGACGACGAGACCCCCCAGGCACAGCUUGUCUUCAGUUUGACCAAGCCCCCAUCCGAGGGCUACAUCACCCACCUGGAUGAUCACACCAAGCCCACCACCUCCUUUACCUGGCAGGAUCUCAAUGAGAUGAAGAUCGCUUACCAGCCCCCCAACAGCAGCUAUGCUGGUAGGAGGACCUAUGAGGUGGAGUUUCAGGCCAUUGACAGCUCCUUUGCAACUAGUCCACCCAUAAUGGUUCACUUUUCAAUCCGGACUGCAGAAACAAAUGCCCCUCGCGUCUCCUGGAACAUGGGGCUGGAUCUGUUAGAGGGUCAAUCCCGACCAAUCACCUGGGAGAAUUUACAGAUCGUGGAUAAUGACAACAUCGAGGCGGUCUACCUGGUGGCUGUGGAUGGCCCUCAGCACGGGCGGCUUAGCGUUCGAGGUGGGAAAGGCUUCAUGUUCAAGGUGCGAGACCUGCGGGAGGGCGUGGUGGUGUACCAUCACUCGGACAGCGACACCACCAGGGACUACAUCGUGUUCAGGAUCACCGAUGGCCGACACAGCAUCCGACAUAAGUUCCCCAUCAACAUCCUCCCCAAAGACGACACCCCUCCCUUCCUGAUCAACAAUGUGGCCUUUGAGGUGGAGGAAGGGGGCUCCGUGCUGGUGGAGGAGUACAUGCUGCUCGCGUCGGACCUCGACUCCAGUGAUGACUACAUCGUGUACCAGCUUGUGACGCUCCCUCGGGCGGGAGAGAUCAUCAAGAGGUCAUCUUCUCAGCAAACCGGUGUGCCAGUGAAGAGUUUCCUGCAGAGGGAUCUAUUCCAGGGCCUUAUCUACUACCGACAUCUUGGGGAGGAGGUGUUUGAGGACUCAUUUGACUUCACCCUCUCUGACAGUCACCAGCCCCCAAACCUGUCCCACAGACAUACUGUGGUCAUCCAUGUGUCUCCAGUGAAGGACCAGCUGCCAGUGGAGGUCUCGGGCAGCGUUCGCUCCAUCACCGUCAAGGAGACAGAGAUCGUCCACCUCACCCAGGGCCAGCUGCACUUCAGAGACACAGAGUCUCCUGAUACGGAUCUCAUGUACUUCAUAACCCAGCCAUGCUUCAGCCCCACCGCCAUAGGUUUACAAGAUGCUGGCAGGCUAUUCUACACUGACAGUACGUCCUCCAUGGCAAAGGACCCCACUGUCCCAGUGCUGAAGUCCUUUACACAGCAUGCAGUGAACCACCUCAAAGUGGGUUAUAUGCCCCCUCUGGAGGACAUUGGCCCAGAUCCCGUCUUUGUCCAGUUUGUCUUCUCUGUGAGUGAUCAACAGGGCGGCACUCUCAGCGGACUCAUCUUUAAUAUCACAGUCACUCCAGUGGACAACCAGUCACCUGAGAUAUUCACCAACGCGCUGCGGGUGGAGGAAGGAGGAGGGGCCUUUCUGACGGAGGAGCACCUGCUGGUGCGGGAUACCGACACCCGGGAGGCUCAGCUCAGGGUGCGGCUGCACGCUGCACCCCGGCACGGCAGGCUGGAGCUGCAGGGCCUGGUGCUGCUGGAGGGCGACACGUUCACCCUGCAGGACCUAAGAGCGCUCCGACUCAGGUACAUCCAUGAUGACUCUGAAACAGUGGAGGACACCAUUGGGCUCACAGCCACAGAUGGCCUCAAUUCUGCACAUGGGGGUCUGUCUGUACAGAUCCAGCCUGUAAACGACGAGCCCCCUUUGCUGGGGGCUGGGCUGCGGAAGGGACUGACAUGCGAGGAGGGGGGGCGCGCGCAGGUGACAGCAGAGUACCUGUUCGCCACGGAUGCGGACAGCGAUGACGCCCGGCUCACCUACAUGCUGGCACGCACACCCACCUUCGGGGAACUGCAGAGGGGGCAGGUGGCUGUGGACAAGUUCUCUCAGCAGGACGUCCUUCAAGGACUCAUCUUCUACCUGCACACAGGUGGUGAGAUCGGACCCAGCCCUGUUAUGGAUACUGUCACUCUGAUAGUGUCAGAUGGAGAGGCAGGGACACUGGACAGCUGCUGCCAAGGAGACGCACCACCUGUCCCGCUGCAUGGCUCACUUCCUGUCUAUGACCUCAACAUCACCAUACUUCCUGUCAACAAUCAGCCCCCUGCCAUAAGCAUAGGGGACAUGUUUUCGGUGGAUGAGGGCUCCUCUGCCUGCUUGUGCGGGGGCAUGCUGGGGGCUUCCGACCCUGACACCAUUCCAGAUGACCUGAUCUUCUUCAUUGAGACCUCGCCGCAGCACGGCUUCCUGGAGAACACCUUGCCAACCCCCGGGUUUGAGAAGAGUAACGCAGGACUCAGCGUGGUCUCUUUCAGUCUGAGCCACCUCAAGUCUGGGUAUAUCAACUACGUCCAGUCUCAGCACCAGGGAGUGGAGCCGACUGUCGACCAGUUUGCGGUCAGCGUCAGCGACGGGGUGCACAAGUCCAUGCCUGCUCCCCUCUACGUCAUCAUCAACCCCACUAACGAUGAGGUUCCCUCACUGCUGCUCGGCAACUUCACCGUGAUGGAGGGAAGGAUGAAGGACUUGAGCCCGGACAUCCUGGACAUGGUGGACCUGGACGCGCCUCCGGACACCCUGACCCUGACGGUCCUCAUCCCCCCGACCCAUGGGACUCUGGUCAAUGCGGUCUAUGGGCUGGAGAUGGGCCGCUACAUCGACAUGGGCUACAAGCGCCUCCAGCAGAGUCUGCCGGUGCAGUCCUUCACCCUGCAGGAUCUGCGGCAAGGAAUGAAGAUCAUAUACAUGCACGAUGACACGGAAACCCUCAAGGACGCCUUCACCAUGCAGCUGACAGAUGGCAGGCACACAGUCCAGGGGACCGCGCGGGUCCGCAUCCUACCAGUCAAUGAUGAAAAACCGCGGCUGCUAAAAAAUGCGGGUCUGGAGGUGGAAGCGAUGGACAAGAGGGUCAUCUCCAGCGUGGUGUUGGAGGCGGAGGACCUGGACACCCCCAACAAUGAGCUCUACUACGUCCUCAGUGCUAUACCCAAGUUUGGGAAAUUGCAGCUGCGGACUGACGCAGGCUGGACUGUGCUGGGACCCAAUCAGAACUUUACACAGGAGGAUGUGGAGAUGAACCGCCUGUGGUACUUCCACACCACCCUGCCGGGGGUCAAAGGUCACGACAGCUUCCGUUUCUUCCUCAGCGACGUGGACAGCGAGUCUCCCUCCCAGAGCUUCUUCAUCUCACUUCGCACAGUCCAGAAGGGCGACAUUGUUCUUGUCACCAAGCCGGUGACUCUGAUGGAAGGGGAGCGGGUCAUCUUGACGACAGACACCCUGCUGGCCACAGACAGUGGAGGUCGGGCAGAGGAGCUCGUGUACACGGUGUCCAUUCCGCCGGCACACGGACACCUCCACAUGGUCCAGAACCCCGGCAUGCCUCUGCACACUUUCUCCCAGCUGGAUGUAGCAGCCAACCGUGUGUGCUACACCCACGACAACAGCCGCCUGGCUAGACAGGACUCCUUCAGCUUUGUUGUGAGCAAUGGUUUGUCGUCAAAAAGUGGCUCUGUGCUUUUCAACGUGGAACAUGGCGACCGCAUCCCACCGACACUGAGCAGCAAUAAAGGCCUCCGGCUGACAGAGGGCACUGUGAUGCCCAUCUCGCAGGACAUUUUGGAGCUGACUGACCCUGACACAGCGGCGAACAACCUGACCUACACCAUCACUCAGCCUCCCCAGUACGGCAGGCUGUUGCUGAGGGGACAGCCCCUAUCCAGACCCAGAUUCACUCAGGACGACAUCAACAACCUGGACCUGGCCUACCAACACCAGAGUGGCCCAGCCCAGAUUGACAGGUUCAGCUUCCUGCCAUCUGAUGGCACCAACAGAGGGUUUAUCCUUUAUGGACAGCUCCGGGAAGAACCUGUUGUCUUCACCAUACAGGUAGACCAUGUUGACAAGACGCCCCCGACCCUCAUGACCAAGAGAACCCCUAGCGCAGUGGAGAAUCUGCAGGGGGGCAAGCAGGCCAUCUACAUCACAUCCCGAGAUCUGCAGGCCUCUGACCCUGACAGCCCAAACCAAGAACUGGAGUUUAACAUCUUGCGACCACCACACUUCGGGCACCUGGAGAACGCCCUCACAGGUGGGUACAUCAAAGGGCGCUUCACUCAGAAGGACUUGGACCAGCGUGCGGUACGGUACAUUAUAGACCCAGACAUCGAGGUGACAGGAGACAGCUUUGAAUUCCGUGUCACUGACCCUGCGGGAAACACUAUGCUGCCUGAGGUUGAAUAUACUGCCCCCUGCAGGCUGGAGCUGAGAUGGUCUCGUGUGGAGCUGUCAGCGACUUGUUUCCGUGUGUGUGAGAAUGUUGGGACACUGCCGGUGCAGGUGAUGCGCACUGGCAACAGCAUAGACCCCGCCUAUGUUGGCAUCCAGGUGGAAGAAGACACAGCCAAAGUAGGGAAAGAUUUCACUCACAGCACAGCCGCUUUGAUCCAGUUUGAUCCUGGGGUCAAUGUGAAAAGCUGGAACAUCUAUUUGAAGGAUGAUGGGCUGGAAGAGAACCAUGAGAAGUUUCAGGUGGUUCUGAAAGCACAAAAGAACACAGUUUUGGGUCAGAGGCAACGAGCCACUGUGGAGAUUGUGGACCCUAGAGGAGGCAGUUGUGACCCGGAAGAGCUGCGACUCGAGGAGGGAGAAGAGCUGGCCCCAGAACUUCCCCUUCCCAGUAUGCGCAGAACACCUUCACAGACCCCAGACCCACAGACAGAGGGGCCCCUGGAAAAGCAGCCCCACCCUCCGCGGGGAGACGUCCCAAACCGCCACCUCUUUGUAGACAACGGUGAGGGGGAGCUGCAGGACCAGGCAGCCUGGGGCCAGCAGAGGAGACAGCUGACACUCCGGGGCAGCGGUGCGGCCAGGGUCCACUCAUCAGGCACUGAGAAGAAGAAUGAAGAAACAACCUGGACGUUCCAUGGCAUGAUUCCCCUGAGACUGGAGGAGAAGAGGCCUGUACACCCGGUUCCGGUGCCCCAAGUCCACACUGAAUUGGAAAUUACUCCUAUCUGGACAUGGUCAGGACACACACACCUUGAGGACAGAGGAGGAGAAGCCCCUCAGGGUGACUCCCCUUCCCCAUCUGUGUCCCACCAGGCAGGACGCAAGCGAAAGACUGGGAAGGCCACUGGUGGAGCCUGUCCCCCUGGCUGGGCCCCCCAUGGGAAGAAUUGCUACCUAUUGAGCCCUGGCACUGGCAGCUGGAGCAGUGCUCAACACGCCUGUUCAUUGCUUUUCAACAGUCACCUGACCAGCGUUCACUCAAAAAGUGAUAUGAAGUGGCUGUGGAAAUUUGCUGGGAAGCAGCCCUUCUGGAUUGGACUGACCGGCACAUCAGGACAGUGGGCUUGGACCAACGGCUAUCCACUGUCAUUCUCCAGACUCAAGGAAAGCAGCAGUUUGGACACACAGGCACAGGAUGGGUCGGGAUCCAGCUGUGUGUUGGUCCAAAGCCAAAGGCGAUGGACGCCAAGGAGCUGCACCACAGGAACAGAACACAGAUACAUCUGCUCUACGCCAGCUCAGAAUAUCUGAAGGAGAUACCAGGAUGCACAGCCUUCUUAACCACAGCAAAGAGAUCUGGAGCUUGGAUAACGCUCCA